AUGGUACGGGUUGUUCCAUGUCCACCAGAGCAAGUACUAAGCAGGGAUGACAAGAAAUCACAUGAGAUGCCAUGGCUACAAGAUGAGACAAGUUUAGGAAUGCUGAAUACUUCCACCUGGGUUGCUGGGGUUGACAUGGAAUCUGUUUUGAAUGAAAUGGAAAGUUACUUACCACCACCUCCUUCGUGUUCUCAGUCGAUGUCAAGUGAAGGCACAUGUAUUGCAGCAACAGCAGCUGAAGGUGGAGCUGAAGCACGACUCAUUAUAGAUGCCCAGAUCAAGCAAGAACAGGAGGAUGUUGAUGGGAUGUGUUCAGUUGAAGACAUGCCAAUGUCUCCUCCAAUCUCAGAGAUUCCCACCCUCCCAUCAGAUUUCAGACCACAGCCCAUGCACAGGAAAGCUGCAAAGCAUUAUGUCCCAAAGGAGCAGAAGGAUGACAAAUAUUGGGCAAAGAGGGCGAAAAACAAUCUUGCUGCAAAGAGGUCUCGAGAUACAAGGAGAAUAAAGGAAAAUCACAUCAUUCUCAGGGCUUCCUUCCUUGAGGAAGAGUGCUUCCUGGAUCCAUUUGAGGUGAAUUUCAAAGUCUUUGAACUUGCAGGUGCCAUGAAAGCUCUCAAUGAGACAGUUUGGCCUUUUGUUUAUGCCUUUUUCAUGACAUUAGUUCAAAUCAUCAUCAUCUCAUUUAAUUCUUUUUCCCCUGCUUCCCUGGAGCUUUUUUUGCCCCUGUUGGUCAAUCUUGUGGAUGAUGUUGAUGAUGUAUUUCGCAAGGUCAGCAUCUGCAAUACACCAAAUCCAAGGCAAGGUGCACGUCUCUUCGAACAACUGGCCAAAAAUUCGUGUAGUGUACAGGCGAACAAAAUUAAGGUCAUCGUUUUUCGUCAAUAUUUUAAUUAA
Darwinula stevensoni is the source of this 894-nucleotide messenger RNA. Lineage: Eukaryota; Metazoa; Arthropoda; Ostracoda; Podocopida; Darwinulidae. The record is from the annotation of a GenBank genome assembly.